Messenger RNA from Alosa alosa (allis shad), 1810 nucleotides. RefSeq names its product ribonuclease P/MRP 25 subunit-like (gene rpp25l). Gene Ontology annotation, molecular function: RNA binding. The transcript has 2 exons. Gene Ontology annotation, cellular component: ribonuclease MRP complex. NCBI's taxonomy places the organism in Eukaryota, Metazoa, Chordata, Actinopteri, Clupeiformes, Clupeidae. Gene Ontology annotation, biological process: tRNA 5'-leader removal. Bases 82 to 756 code for a protein of 224 amino acids. The record is from RefSeq and is a predicted model, not a curated record.
CGUUUCGAAUUGAGGACGAUAGCGGGUGCACACCAGAAGUUACCAACAUUUAUUGCAUUGCCGGAUUCAGGAAUAAAAAAUAUGGAGAACUACAGCAAAGCACGAACUGUGGAGCAGCCAUGCAACUGUCCCUUCACCGGCCUAUCUAGUGAAACACCAGAGGUUCGAGUUAAAGACGGUAGCAAGAUCCGAAAUCUCAUGCGAUUUGCAUUGAGUCGCAUGGAAGACAAACCAUCCUCUGCAGAAGGUGAAGGAGAUGGUGAGGAGGCAGAGCCGAAGCAGUCUACGGAGAAAAUAUGUCGGCAGAUCAUGUUCACCGGAGUCGGGCCAAGCGUGUCCAAAGCCAUCACCUGUGUGGAGAUCCUGAAACGCAGAGUGCGUGGCUUGCACCAGUACACCCGGCUGCACUACCGUACCGUUCAGGAGGUGUGGGAGCCCUUAGAACCUGAUGCCGGUUUGGACAGCUUGACCGUCAACAGAAAUGUACCAGCUAUAUGGGUGCUCCUCUCUAAAGAUCCUUUGGAUACCAACCAGCCAGGUUAUCAAGCGCCAGGCAGCUUUGAUGCCCUGUGGGCCCAGGCAGCCAAGGAAGAAAUGGCCAGUCAGAAACACGGACAGCGGAGAAGACGAGGAGGAGGAGGAGGUGGUGGAGGAGGAGCGGGCCGUGGGAAGACCCCCAGCAGACAGGCAGGACGCCCCAGGGAGCCCCGGAAAAGCCAGGGGCGCGGAGGAGGGGGCGGUGGUGGACAAGAGUAACAUUUUGCCCGCAGGGAAAGUGGGUAACCAUGAAUUGUGACUUUUAAGUUACAACAUGAAAGCCAUAAGAGCUGCAUUUCCAGAAAGACAGACUUCUCAUUAAAGACUCUAAAAUUGAAGUAGUCACUUCAAAUGUGACUGGUUUUGAAAGUCCUCAUCAAAUGUGUGAGAUAUGUGUUAUUGUGAGGAAGACAACUACGGACUGACCAUAGCCACAGACCAAGUCUGUGAAACCGAGGGAGCUGCCAGUCCACUAGUACAGGAAAGGCAUUGUCGCAACCAUUUUUUGUGCUAUAACUUAACUUAAAUGCAAAAAACUGUGUUUGGUAAAGAUUUAAGGCGUUACUGAAAAUUCCAGUUAAAACAUGACAAGGAAAUAUCCUGUAGAGGGGAUUAGAUAAUCUUUUGAGUUUACAGACAAUCUCUGUGACUGGGUAGUAGUGAAUUGCUACCUCUGGAGUUUAUGCUGACAAAGGGCUUAUAAGUAAGAUGCAAAACAGAGGGGAAAUGAGUUGUUUUGAAUGACAAAUGUGACACGGAAGAAAAAUGGGAAUCCACUGGUAUUCUAUCCACUGGUGUUAUAGUGACUGCAGAGAGAGUGAGAGAGAGACUGCCUCUAGGUAAGAGCAAUUCCAAAAUCUGUCCAUUCAAUUCAUUUUCAGUAAGCCUAGAAAAGCUCUGCUUGAUCUUCCACACAUUAUGAAAGUAUUUAGUGUUCUUUUGGACAGAUGUCACAAAUUAUGUCAUCUUUGUUUCUGUCUUCAUCUAUAAAAUGUUUGCCUAUGUGCCAAUUGUCGAUAAUAUUAUUUUUGUUUUAAUGUAAUAUAAUUUUAUGUGUGGAGCUUUUCACAGUUUUAUUUUCAAAUUGUUAUAUAAAGAUCAGAUCAACAAACAAAAUCAUUCUGAAACUAGUUAAUCACAAAAUGGCAAUAUUGUGAGGAAGUUCAUUUAAUGGUCUUUCAGAAAAUAAUGGUACUUUUGGUAAAAAAGUGCCUUUUACUCCAGGAGUAAUUUCAGAGGAAAAUAAUAAAUAAUUCUUGUUUAAGCUUUAAAA